Molecule: messenger RNA, 789 nt
Organism: Penaeus chinensis
Lineage: Eukaryota; Metazoa; Arthropoda; Malacostraca; Decapoda; Penaeidae
Product: pupal cuticle protein 20-like
Exons: 4
Coding region: 1-627 (208 amino acids)
Cellular component (GO): chitin-based extracellular matrix
Molecular function (GO): structural constituent of chitin-based larval cuticle
Source: RefSeq, a predicted model, not a curated record
AUGGCAGAGAACCACAACUCCAAUGGUCUAGAUCUUCCGUUGCACAAGAUCAAGGCGGAAAUCAGUAAGCCGAAAACGGUCGCUGCCGUCUUCGUCAGGAAGGCGUUUCAUGCAAGCCUCUCAUUCAUGGAGGAACUAAAGAAUGGCAAAAAAUCGUUAUCGCCUGAGGAUCGCCUCUCGUGCUUGGCUGGGACUAGGGCCCAACUGGCAGGGCUUUUCUAUGCGUUCCUUUGCUUGCAGGUGCUGGCUAGCGUGGUGGCCAUGGCGGCAGCGCAGGGUUACGGCGGUGGCGGCGGUGGCGGCGGCGGUGGCGGCGGGGGGCGGUUCAUCCCCAUCGUGAAGGACGACCGCACGCAGAACGCCUACGGCGAGAACACCUUCGAGUUCGAGGCCGCCAACGGCAUCGUCCGCUACGAGUCCGGAAAAGAAGACAACGGACACGUGCAGGAGGGAGGCUGGAGGUACCAGGCGCCGGAGGGCAUCCCCGUGGAGAUCACCUUCGUGGCCAACCAGGGGGGGUACCAGCCCCAGGGGGCCCUACUUCCCGUGGCCCCGCCUCUUCCCUACCAGAGGACGCAGUCCUUCGGAGGAGCAGCAGGAGGCGGAGGAGGAGGAGGAUAUGCGUGAAUCUGAAGCACAGUCUAGCAGCUCUCGUGUGAUUCUUCCUCCUUCACGGUCGUCUUGAGGAGCUGCCUGGUUGAUGUUAUUGCUUCAUUGUUAUUUGCUGUUACUGUUAACUGCUGUUAUAGGUCUGCUUUUGAUACACCAAAUAAAGUCUAUCUGAUUAUA